Molecule: messenger RNA, 1239 nt
Organism: Paramuricea clavata
Lineage: Eukaryota; Metazoa; Cnidaria; Anthozoa; Malacalcyonacea; Plexauridae
Source: the annotation of a GenBank genome assembly
AUGGAUGACUUUGGAGAAUACGAUGAUUACGAGUGGGAUGAUUGGGAGGAAACUAAUUUAGAUAAUGAUGACUUGCACGAAACAGGAUUGGAAGAUUUGGAUAGACAGGAUGACGAAUUAUGGAUGACGGAUUUUAAAAGAAACAACGAAGAUGAUACAUCCACAAAAAGAAAAAGAGAAACUAAUCUUCUAUAUACGACCGGAUCAUCCGUCCAAUUAAAAUCCGAACAUAUGAAAAAACUUUUUACAGAAAAUUAUAAUUUGAAUCCAAACGACGGACCGAAUUCCCGGAAUCUAUUUUCUCGACUGGAUGUUGUUGAUAAAUAUUGGUUGACGUUCGAUAAUGUUAAAGUCGCAUUCAUCGAUAGAAAUGGAAAUUAUUUCCUAUCAAAAAAUACAUCGAACGUACAGGGACUAAAAGAUUUUAGGACCGCCUUCGAAAUGGCAACGGAAGAACAUAGAAAAACAUUAAAUAGUAUUACGGAAGAAGAAACAGGGGGUGGUGAUAAUACCGAUGCUAUUUCUAACGAUGUCCGUGAUGAAAUUCAUCGCGAAAAUAUCGACGAUAAUAUUGAAUUUCACGAUCGGGUUUUACAAUUACAUCGCGACGGAAAAUUUACCGAACAAGAAACAAGAAAAUUGGUGGGAAUUACAAGACCCAAAGGAAAACCCGAAGAAAGAAUAAAAUAUUUGAAGAUAGAACGUGAAAAAAUCAAACAGGAUUAUAAGGAUGAAUCCGAUCCCGAACGGAAAGACAUUUUUCGCGAAGCCUUAGAAAUUAUCGAACAAAAUAUCGACGAUGCCAAAUUAGAAAUGUACGAACGUCCCGAAUCCGAAGAAGGAAUUCAUCGCGUCCGUGAAAAAUUCGGUGAGGAUACGCGUACAAAAUUUGAAAAAUUUACAGUGUGGGCCAGGGAAAAUCUCGGAGUUUUAUCGGCCAUCGCUAUUUCCAUUGCAGGCAUUAUUACAACCGUCGUCGUCGCCGGAAAAAAGACAUUGGUCGAUGCUGCCAAGGGGGUAGGCGCAGUCGGAAAAGCCCUGGCGAAAGUCGCAAAAGCGGCAUUACCCGUCUUGGUUCCGAUCUUAAAUAUGUUAGCGACCAUUUUAAAAUGGGGAGCCCAAGGAUUAGAAUUUCUUGCAAAAAAUUUAUGGCUGGUUGCUAUUCUCAUUGCUACUUUCAUCUACGACUAUUACAAAAAGAAAAAAGAAAAUUUUUUAUUUCAUCUUUCCAUGAAAUAA